Molecule: messenger RNA, 1510 nt
Organism: Orbicella faveolata
Lineage: Eukaryota; Metazoa; Cnidaria; Anthozoa; Scleractinia; Merulinidae
Product: melanocyte-stimulating hormone receptor-like
Biological process (GO): G protein-coupled receptor signaling pathway
Cellular component (GO): membrane
Molecular function (GO): G protein-coupled receptor activity
Source: RefSeq, a predicted model, not a curated record
CGUGCGCAUGCCUCCUACCAAUUUCUACAUAAACCAAACAACCGGCAUUGUCAGUUAUUUCAUCGGCAAUUUAAUUUCCUUUUAUAGCAAAAACGAGGGAGAGUGUUAAAUAAAAUUUAUUAGUUGUUUCUUCGAGUUCUGGCCAAAACCUGGCUAGGUUGAGACAAGGUCAUAAUAAGGUAAACACAAAUAAACACAAAAACUAUUUUCGUCCGUGGAUCAAGAGUCCUCAGUGUGAAGAUAACAGAUGACAGUUUGAGUUGCACAGUAAUUUCUUCCUACGAAGUUAAGCAAACAACUAAGACAACUGCGUCUCGGUUACCAAUCACGAGCCAAAGAUUAUGGCAGGUAUAAAUUAUAUAUGACUAGUAAGCUUCAGCUGCAGGGUCCAAACAGAACAGAUACGUAUACGUUUGAGAGCUAUAGCAUUUCAACGAGGCUCAUCUACAACAUGAACAGAAGCAGCGACAUUCAACCCAACUGCUUCUUUCUAAGCGUUAAUUUGGAACGAACACACAAUACCGUAGUGGCAAGUAUCCUGACAUCUAUUCUAAAUGUACUGUUUUCUCUGUUAACAUCUACCGGUAAUGUGAUCAUCCUCCGUGUCAUCUGGAAAAAACAAGAACUUCAUUCGCCAUCCUUCGUUCUUUUGUCCGGCCUCGCAGCUUCUGAUCUCAUUGUUGGGCUGGUUUGUCAGCCAUCUUUCGUGGCCUAUCACAUCGCGGAACUCACGGAUGAUUUUGACGCUUACUGUGCCUUGAGAAUUAUUCAGAGCAUAUCUAGCUAUACAACAAUUGGCGUGUCCUUGGCGACCUUAAGCGGAAUCUCCAUUGAUCGACUUCUCGCUUUAACCCUCCAUUUACGAUACAACGGGCUUGUCACUAUUCGCAAAAUAAUGCUAACUGCUGUAGUCGUCUGGGUAGUAUCAACCUCUGUCGUCCUAUUGAGGUUUUGGAUAAGCAAUUGGUUUUUUGUCCCUGUAGCCGUUCUACUGAUAACAUUUCUCAUUACAGCCCUCAGCACCUGGAAAAUAUUCCAGAUCGUUCGGAGACAUCAGCGCCAGAUAUCUCAGCAACAGCGGAUUGCCCAAAGACGUGAUGUGAACGUCCUGAAGUCCAGGAAAUCGACCAUAACUGUACUUUAUGUUUAUGGUUUGCUUUUACUUUUCUUUUUUCCACUUUUUGUGACGAUCUUCGUGGAGUCGUUUACUGGAUACACAACUAGAAUGAAAAUCGUUUAUGACUACGUUACUACUGCUGUUUUCAUCAAUUCCUUCUUGAAUCCACUUGUAUAUUGCUGGAGAAUUGGAGAGAUACGAAGAGCUGUUAGAAAUGCACUGAGGAAAAACAAUAACGAAGUCACCAUUUUGGAAAGCACAUUUCGAUCAGUUUCAAAGAUAUAAUUUUGUGCAUCAAUUGCAAAUUUUAUGAGUUCUGUGUGGUAAGAAGUAUGAAGCAAACUACACUACCAUUAAUAAUUAUUCUUAGUCCAUUGUACGUACACACGCACA